AUGGUCGUUCAAGGCAUAAGAAAAGCUACACAGAGCCAGAACGGCGUCUCUAGCUUUAUUCUCCAAUGUCGGCGUAUGGACUUUCAUUACUGUGACACAUGGGGCUCCUCAAAGGGCAUGAACUCCUUUUUACGCAAUACCCUCUCCAGAUUCGCGGCCGCCAACUCAGCGAUCGAGAUAUGUGUCUCUCCUAGACCUAGCAAACACCCAGUCAUUAUUGCUCAUUACCUUGGAUCCGGGUCGAACCGCCAGAAGGCCAUCUGUGUGAGGAAUUUGGAGAAGGAACAAAUAUUACAGAAAGCAGAGCUGUUGAGGGAUGCAAGCGGGGAGAAACUGAAGAGGGUCAAGAAACCAGUGACGAGUAUUAAGGACUCGGUCAGAGGCGUAUGGAGUCCUUAUCAUGGAGCUGGCACACAUGUAUAA
Messenger RNA from Cadophora gregata, 423 nucleotides. It is a transcript of the gene MRPL51, whose product is annotated as 39S ribosomal protein L51, mitochondrial. Gene Ontology annotation, biological process: mitochondrial translation. The transcript has 3 exons. The record is from RefSeq and is a predicted model, not a curated record. Gene Ontology annotation, cellular component: mitochondrial large ribosomal subunit. NCBI's taxonomy places the organism in Eukaryota, Fungi, Ascomycota, Leotiomycetes, Helotiales, Ploettnerulaceae. Gene Ontology annotation, molecular function: structural constituent of ribosome. Bases 1 to 423 code for a protein of 140 amino acids.